AUGCUAACAUAUUUUGUACCAAAUCAUCUGGGUAUUGGUCAUAUUACUCGUGACGAAGCAAAAGAUCAUAACACUGCUUACACAAAGGAUGGCACCUACUUUUACUGUGGUAAGAGUAGUGCUAAUACGGUUAACAGAUCUAUGUAUUCUGGUCAAGAGAAAAGAUGUUUAAUCAAGUUCAUGUCACUAGUCUCACCAACUGAUUAUAUUCUUGAUACAAUUGGACCAUUUCGUGGAACAAUGAACGAUGCGUCGAUAGCAGAAAGAAUUUUGCAAACAAAUAACGAACUUGUGGCAUGGUCUGAUGGCUCUGGUCAAAUGAUGUUGGACAGAGGUUUUCGUGACGUUGCUGUUCGUAUAGUAUCUGCUGCAUUGAACGUCAACCGUGGCCCUAUUGUGGAUAAUCUUAACUCGAAUUAUCAUCAGCGACUUGCUCAAUUGAUGAGAGAUCGUCUUUUACAACAAAACACUCUGCUCGCACAGAUCGAAGCUGGCACGCUCCCGUUGGACAAGCAAAAUUGA
Adineta ricciae is the source of this 522-nucleotide messenger RNA. Lineage: Eukaryota; Metazoa; Rotifera; Eurotatoria; Adinetida; Adinetidae. The record is from the annotation of a GenBank genome assembly.